Molecule: messenger RNA, 381 nt
Organism: Purpureocillium takamizusanense
Lineage: Eukaryota; Fungi; Ascomycota; Sordariomycetes; Hypocreales; Ophiocordycipitaceae
Exons: 1
Coding region: 1-381 (126 amino acids)
Source: RefSeq, a predicted model, not a curated record
AUGACACCCCGCGCCCGUACACGAUGGCCAGCGCAACCUCGCUCAGCGGCGGACGAGAAGGAUUUCCAGAUGCAUGGGCCAUUCAGCAGCGGCCGUGACUCGCGAGCCUGCCAGCAAUUUGUACGCUCGGUCAUCGUCUCAUCCGCCAGCCCUUUUAUUCCCCGCCAGCAGCGAGUGACGGAUGUAUCAUACGACCAUGAGUUAUACGCCUUUCGAAUGAAAUUAAGCGAUGACUGGAGAUGGGUGACCCGCGGCAAGCAGCUCGUCUCAUGUGUCCAGGACCAUGUCUGGGGCUUCGCAGAUGACGGCGUUCACGCUUUGAGCUUGCCGAAAGAAGCAGCGUGCAAGGGGAAGGGUUGCAAUAUUGACUCUUGGCCCUAG